Molecule: messenger RNA, 2904 nt
Organism: Thlaspi arvense
Lineage: Eukaryota; Viridiplantae; Streptophyta; Magnoliopsida; Brassicales; Brassicaceae
Source: the annotation of a GenBank genome assembly
ACAUAGAUCUUAUUUUUAAUUCAACUUAGUAUAUAAUAAGAUUCCCUUUUUUCUUUAGUUUUUAGAAUUUACUGUUCUUUAGAAAAUUUGGAAACUGUAGACGAAGAAAGAGUUCACUUCACCAGUAGUACUAGUAGUAGCUAGCAACAGUGCCAUUAACUCAUCAUCCUCAGAUAGUGCGCAUUGCAGAACACACAAAUUCUCCAAGAAAACCCCAAAGAUGGAUGGAUUAUGCCACGUCAUCAUCAUCUUCCUGCUAUCAUGCGCUUCCUCUCCCUUAUCAUUCGCUUCGCCGGCCAGUUUCAGUCGCCGUCACCUCUCACAAGCUCCUCUAACCGAUCCUUCCACAUCUACCCCCGGCGGCUCUCCCUUCUUCCCACCUUACAGCUCCUCCUCCUCCUCCACUCCUCCGCCUCCGGUGCCUUUGCCGCCUCCCGCCCCCACUUAUGCCACUUUCCCGGCGAACAUCUCCGCCCUCGUCCUCCCUCGCUCUCCUAAAGCGCAUACUACUUCCCGAACACUACUUAUCCCUGUUAUCUCCGCCGUGCUCGCCGUCGCAAUAGCAAUCGGCCUGGCCUUAUUUCUGUACGGACGUUGGCAAGGACAAGUUCGUCAUUUCAAAGACGAAUCCAAGAGCGUAGCUUCAGACAUUAGCACAUCCGAGCAAACUCCAUGUCCCCUUCCAAGAAACACCACUGAAAAUAAACUCUCUGUGGCUGCUUCUACCUUCGAUGUUCUCUAUCUCGGAAACGUCGUCACUUCCCAGUCGGAUUUCGUCAAACCGGAGUCACCGGAGAUCAGCCCUCUCCCGCCAUUACCUGCUCGUAGCUUCCUGGAACAUAACACUGAAGCUAAUCCUCUCACCAGUGAAGAAGAGGGAGAAGAAGACGACGACUUCUACUCUCCUCUCGCGUCUCUAGCUGGUCAAGAAACCGGAAGACCGAGAAACAACCCGUACAGUAAUUGCUCUUGCUCUCCUUCCUCAGCCUCGGACUCUCCGGCAAUGUCACCGUCCGUUAUGAUUUCUCCGCCGAUUAGCUCAACGGCUCCACAUUGGUCAGCUCAAAAUCCCCAGUCUCCGUCGCCGGAGAGACGGGUCAGGAUCAAUAAGAGAUAUGGGCCUUCUCUGAGAAUGUUUAGCCUCUGGAAUCAGAACCUAGGGUUUCCGAGAAUCUCUUCUGCUUCUACUUCACCGGAGAGAGGGAUGAUCAGGACCCCCGACGCAUACGCUCGUUCUUCUAUGUACUCUUCGGUUUCCACAACGCCGGAUCGAUUUUUCCGUAAGGUUCUGGAAAGUUCGCCGCCGAGAUGGAAUGACUUCAGUCGAAAUGUCAAGUCUUUGUUCCUUUCCUCCACCUCUGCGUCGCCCGCUAGAGAUUUUUGUAUCAACAUCUCUGAAUCUUCUAGAAAUUUGAAUUCUUCUUGGGAAAUUCCAGAGUUUACCACAAGUGAGCAGAGCGCUGCUCCUCCUCCUCCACAACGGCCACCGCCUGCAAUGCCGGAGCCGCCUCCUCUUGUGCCGCCGUCACAGUCUUUUAUGGUUCAGAAAUCUGGAAAGAAGCUAUCUUUCUCCGAGUUACCACAGAGUUGUUGGGAAGGAGCAUCAGAACGACCAAAGCCAAAGCUGAAACCUCUGCCCUGGGAAAAAGUCCGACCAAACUCUUGCCGGAAAAAUACCUGGGACAGUCUUAAGUUCAGCUCUUCAUAUGCUAACUCAAAACAGAGAAGUCUUAGCUGUGAUCUUCCGAUGCUAAAUCAAGAAAGCAGAGUUCUAGAUCCAAGAAAGUGUCAGAACAAUGCUCUUCUGCUUACCACACUUAAGCUCACCACAAAUGAUAUUCGUCAGGCCCUUCGAGAUGGUCACUAUGAAGCACUUGGAGUUGAGCUUCUUGAGAGUCUAUCAAGAAUGGCACCGAGUGAAGAAGAAGAAAGGAAGUUGAAGAGCUUUAGUGAUGAUGAUGACUCAAUGUCCAAGCUUGCCCCAUCAGAGAGUUUUCUCAAGGAAUUGCUUAAAGUGCCUUUCGUGUUCAAACGAGUGGAUGCAUUGCUCUCUGUUGCUACAUUUGAUUCCAAGAUUGAUCACUUGAAAGGAUCAUUUGGCGUUAUACAGGCUGCUUGUGAGGAACUACGGAAUAGCAGAAUGCUAUUGAAGCUUAUUGAAGUUGUCUUAGAGACAGGAAUGAAGAGCGGGAAUGCGCAUGACUUCAAACUUGAGGGGCUCCUGGGGCUUACCGAUAUCAAACUGUUAGAUGGACGAACCUCUCUCUUGCAUUAUGUUGUACAGAACAUCGUACAAUCAGAAGGUAUCAAAGUGUUGCAGGUUGUCAGAAAUCUCAGUUUAGUACUUGUAGAUGUCAAGAAAUCUGCAGAAAUGGAGUAUGGUGUUGUAAGAAGCGACGUGUCAAAGCUUUAUCAAGGAGUCAAGAAAAUUAGUGAGGUUCUGCUACUGAGUGAGGAGAAUGGACAUAAUGAAGAACAACAGUGGUGGAAAUUCAGAGAGUCGAUGACCCGAUUCUUGGAAACCGCUGUAGAGGAGAUUAAGAAGAUGGAAACAAUAGAAGGUUCAGUGCUCUCUGCAGUUAAAGAGAUCACAGAGACUUUCCAUGGAUAUUCGGCAAAGGAAGAAGAAGAAGCUCAGCUAUUGAGGGUAUUCGUGAUCGUGAGAGACUUUCUGUCCAUUCUAGAUGAAGUAUGCGAGGAAAUGGAUGUGACGCAAGAAGAGAGUACUCUGGGUUAGGCUUUUAAGUGACUGAUGAUGAAUUGUGUUGCCUCGUAGUUAUGUACUUAUGUUUGUAUGAAAUAUAAUUGGAAGAUAUUAUUAUCUGUUCCAUCAUAUCUCUUAAAUUCUUAAAUCGCUUCUAAUCAUUAAAAAAAUAUCAUAUAAAUUGAUGGAGCUGAAUUUAG